Anopheles funestus (African malaria mosquito) is the source of this 1734-nucleotide messenger RNA. RefSeq names its product putative inositol monophosphatase 3. The coding region runs from base 170 to 1210 and encodes 346 amino acids. The record is from RefSeq and is a predicted model, not a curated record. Gene Ontology annotation, molecular function: 3'-nucleotidase activity. Gene Ontology annotation, biological process: phosphatidylinositol phosphate biosynthetic process. The transcript is spliced from 3 exons. Gene Ontology annotation, cellular component: endomembrane system. Lineage: Eukaryota; Metazoa; Arthropoda; Insecta; Diptera; Culicidae.
UUGAACUUGCUCCGUAAAAAUAACACAAGCUAAAAAAAACAGCACACAGCUUCAGUAAAUAUAACUCCCGCAAGGAAAACGAUUCACCAAAGACACCAGGCCACUAAAUGAUGAAAGGUUUAACAUACGGAUAAUUUUAUAAUUCGACGAUUUGCGUAAACUUGCCACGAUGAAUUUGGGUCGAUCGAUACGUAUCAAUAAGUGCGGGGUCGUGAUAUUGGGCCUGCUGUUUAUGUGCAUUUUGUACUACCUUUGGAACAGCAAUGGGUCGAAUGGUGCAAGCUACGCGUUCAGCAAAAAUCCGAACGAAAUCAAUCUGCGCAAACUGCUGAUCGGUUCAAUACAGGCCGCCCAGCACGGAGGGUUCGAGGUGGUGGCUGUUUCGAAAACGCGCGAUCUGCACGAGCAAAGUAAAGGCAAAACUAAGGAAGGCGCAAACAAUCCGGUCACUGAUGCGGACUAUCGGUCAAACUGUGUGAUGAAAAAUGGAUUGUUACGAAUAUUUCCCAAGCUGAAGGUGAUCUCCGAGGAAGACGAUAGGCAGGAACAAUGCGCUGAGGUACAGUUGUUCGAUCUUGAUCCGACCGUGCUGCCGGAGAGUGUUACAGUGCCGGACGAACGUGUCAACAUAGACGACGUGGAUGUGUGGAUAGAUCCACUAGAUGCCACGCAGGAGUAUACCGAACGACUGCAUGAGUACGUCACCACAAUGGUAUGCGUUGCGGUAAAGGGAGUUCCUACCAUCGGCAUCAUACAUAAUCCCUUCACGAUGAAAACAACCUGGGCAUGGCGCGACAGAGCACUAUCAGAAUCGUUGGCAAAUCUGAAGCACGAUCCUGACGUAAAGCAUCCAACCAUUAUCGUGUCCCGAUCUCAUGCCGGUGCUGUAAAGGAACAAUCGAAGCAAAUUUUUGGUGAAAACGCACAAGUCAUUUCCGCCGGUGGAGCCGGCUUCAAAGUGCUCCAGGUGAUACAAAACAACGCCACAGCCUACCUGCACACGACGCACAUAAAAAAGUGGGACAUUUGUGCCGGCGAUGCCAUACUGGGUGCGAUUGGUGGCAGAAUGAGCGAUUUGCACAAUGAAAAUAUAGUUUACCAUCGGGAUACACCUGCGCUCAACCCGAACGGAUUAUUGGCCGCCGCUCUUUCGGCAACGCAUGAAGCGUACAUUAAACGAAUAGUGGAAAGCAAACACUUUGUACGGUAGGUAUACAAUCUGACUCGGUAAGCAUCCGCUAACAUAUCCCCAUGCGUGAUGCGUGGGAUGGAAAGUGUGUAGCGCUAAAAUGCAGAAAUGUAAUUGUUUUCAUUCCAACUUUCAAUUCUGCACACCACAUCACUUAAGCGUUGUAAUUGUUCACACUUAGAACACGCCGCACCGGCGGCGGUAAAAAAUAGUUUGCUUGUUUAAGUAUUUGAUCUCAACACAAUCGAAUACGUCGACCACAGGACAAGUGCGUUAGUUGACCAAUGCGGGAUGCACAAGGAAGGUUUUGUUAACUAUGAUUUUUAGAAAGAAAAAAGAAAGAGUUGCUAAUUCUCUUUGUUACUACUACAUACUAUGAAAUAAAGGCAUCCGUAGCAUACUAUUUGAUAUAGAUAAAAAAAAAUGUUUGUUAGUUUUCGUUAAACGAUGACGAAAUUGAAAGCUCGCUGUAUGACAAAUUGCGUUACGCUACGUAACGCGUUAUGGCAGUGUUUCUCAACCUUCACGAGUUGCAAAACUUUAAU